This is a messenger RNA of Prorocentrum cordatum, 651 nucleotides long. Lineage: Eukaryota; Dinophyceae; Prorocentrales; Prorocentraceae. The record is from the annotation of a GenBank genome assembly.
GUGGUCAGCAUAGCAGGAGUUGUUGCCGGGAGGGUUCCAAAUGACAGCGGCUCUUGUUCCACAUGCACAGGCACUGCUGUGGGGCAUCGUCUGCCAUAUUGUCUGUCUCCAGUCCAGGCGUGCCAACCAGCGCUGCUGGACCUCGCGCGGCGCAACGCCGCGAUGAGCCGCCGGCCGCGGGGGCCCGUACCCGAGGAGGCGGACGUGCGCGUGGUGCCCCUGGUGUGGGGCGAGCCGCUGAGCGGCUCGCUGGGGCACGUCGACUGGGUGCUGGCCUCCGACGUCACCACGCUGCGUGGGCCCGUGGGCGCGCUCUGCGACACCAUGGCUCAGCUGCUGCGCCGGAGGCGGCACGCCGCGCCGCGGGUGGUGCUGUCCCACGCGCGCCGCACCGACUACGACGAGCAGCUGGAUCACUUCUUGGCGCAGGCUGCUCUGCGCGGCCUCGGUGCGGAGGUGGUCUCAGAGGAGCUGCUACACGAUGAGUCCGGUCUUGCACUGGAGGUGUCGGUCUUGGAGGUGAAGCCAUCCGUGGCGAUCGACAGCACCAAGUGUGGUGGGUGUCGCCUCUGUCGGUGGAGGGCGGGAUCUUCUGCGUGCAGACGAACGCUCGGAAAGAUGGCACCCUCUUUCAGAACAUGUUCUUCUUGA